Molecule: messenger RNA, 1059 nt
Organism: Symbiodinium natans
Lineage: Eukaryota; Dinophyceae; Suessiales; Symbiodiniaceae
Source: the annotation of a GenBank genome assembly
AUGAACAGGGACGCUGAUCGAAUACAAGAGUGCGGCUUUCGCACUGUUGUCAAGCCACGGACCUCAAACUUUCCCAGCCCUUUGACUCUUUACGACGAAGUCAGCACCGAGGAGGAGAAUCCGAUUGGCAUGAGCAUCUGGAACAUGACCAUGUCCGUCUACAAGGCUCGGAAACCGGACGACCCAGACCCAGACGCGGUCACGGACGAUGUCGGGGAGCACGAUGAGUCGUCAGAGGAAUCUGACGACUCGAGCGAUGUUGAUGAGGAGGAAUCGAAGGAGGCCUUGCGGGAAUUGGCCAGGCAAGCCGAGGCUCCGACGCUCGAGGACCUCUCCAUUGGCGAUCGCGUGCUGGUGAGGAAGUUCCUCCGGGCAACUGUCACAGGGUUGCGAAGCACCACAUUCCCCUGGGGCGUGGAGGUGACGCACGCUGACGGUUCCAGGAAGCAUUAUUUGCCGUCAGAGCUGAUCAAGAUCCACGGUUCCGCUUCCGCUAGCUCCGCUGCACAGCGGCCGCCGGAACGGCUGAACUUGGAGGAUGCCAGCAGAUACGCCCUUCGCAUGGAGAAAGCUGGCCCGUGGAGCUUCGCCGGGAACACCCUAGAGGACACGCCUCAUACGGACAGCGCCAAUCCGGAGUCGUUCGUCGUGUCGCUUUCAGCGCGUUGCGAUGGAGGCCGGGGCUUCCGAUCGCCAGUCACGAGCCGCGAUGCCACGCCUCCGUCAGGCUACAUCCUCUAUGCCGAUGGAGAGGAUCGAUGGGCCUUUUGGGUCGGUGAUGGCAUGUACUGGAGUGGCGUUCAAGGUUCUCCGGUGAUUCGGGGUCGGUGGACAUCCCUUCAGGGUGUCUACGAUGCCACUGCCAGAUCUGUCAGCUUGUUCGUCGACGGUGAAUGCGUGGGCGUUCGAUAUGGAGUAGCCUUCGUGACCAACAAGAAGUGCCCGCUCAGGAUCGGCGCUGGCCGGUCUGAGAGUGAAACGGGACGCUACUUCUUCGAAGGCGCCAUACGCGAUCUUAAGGUCUAUGCAAUCCUGGCUCAAGAUGAGUCUGAUGCAUAG